AUGACGGCAGUUUUCCUGGAGUCACUGACGUCCUGGGGGUCAUCAGAGAGCUCGUUCAAUUUAAAUUUUUUAUUCUCUUUAUUCUUCUUUUUCUUAUUAUACUUUUCAUCACUUCUUUCUUCUCUUCUAAUCUCCUCUCUUUUUCUUUCUUCUCUCUUCUUCUCUUUUCUUUUCUCUUCUUUCUCUUCUUUUCUUUCUUCUCUUCUCUUCUUUUCUCUUCCUCUCUUUUCUUUUCUCUUCUUUCUCUUCUUUUCUUUCUUCUCUUCUCUUCUUUUCUCUUCUUCUCUUUUCUUUUCUCUUCUUUCUCUUCUUUUCUUUCUUCUCUUCUCUUCUUUUCUCUCUUUCUUUUCUUCUCUAUUCUCUUUUCUCUUCUAUUUUUCGCUUUUCUCUUCUCUUCUUUCUUCUAUUCUUUCCUAUCUUCUACCCCAUUCAUUUGUCUCUGAAUCCUUUCCGCUUCCGUUGCCACCGUUGCCAUGGUUCCACAUCGCAGAUGAAGAGGAGCUGCACGUCCGUUGCGAGUACGCCGAAGGCUGGCCGGGCCCACAGGUUAGAGUCAACUUCUAUGAAGCUAUAGAACGUCUGUCAAUCGUAAGUUCCGGGUUUACGGCGUUGCCUCUUCGCUGGUGA
Molecule: messenger RNA, 627 nt
Organism: Acanthosepion pharaonis
Lineage: Eukaryota; Metazoa; Mollusca; Cephalopoda; Sepiida; Sepiidae
Source: the annotation of a GenBank genome assembly